This is a messenger RNA of Quercus robur (English oak), 1836 nucleotides long. RefSeq lists its product as uncharacterized. NCBI's taxonomy places the organism in Eukaryota, Viridiplantae, Streptophyta, Magnoliopsida, Fagales, Fagaceae. The transcript has 14 exons. Gene Ontology annotation, molecular function: transmembrane transporter activity. Gene Ontology annotation, biological process: transmembrane transport. The record is from RefSeq and is a predicted model, not a curated record. The coding region runs from base 273 to 1643 and encodes 456 amino acids.
UCAGCAAAGUAGAGAGACAGCUUGGCUAAGCCAAGAUCAUAAUCACCAAACAUCCACAAGCAAACAAGGCAAUGCCACAAGCAGAACCCAAACCAGCAUGUGCAUUCUCCUGCAGAGCCUCCGAUCACCACAAGAUCUCCCGUUUUUUCACCUUAUAAAUACUUCCCAACAUUAUUGCCACCACACCAACCAGUCAAAUCUCAGUUUCACUCUCUCAAUUCAAGUCCCACAUCGAAAUAACUUCUUCCUUAUAAUAAAUUUUCAACUAGACCAUGUUGUUCGACAAAUUACUAGCAAAACGACAAGACAGUAGUAGCAGUAGUAGUAGUGGCGGCAUGGAGGGAAUGAAGCUGAUGUUUCACUUGCUACUACCACUCUGUGUCCAUUGGAUCGCUGAAGAAAUGACUGUUUCUGUUCUUGUUGAUGUUAUUACCAACGCUCUAUGUCCUGGAGAGUCAACUUGUACUCAAGCUAUUUAUCUUAAUGGCUUUAAACAGACGUUGGUUGGAAUUUUCAAGAUGGUGGUGCUUCCACUUUUAGGUCAGCUUGCAGAUGAACAUGGGCGUAAACCACUGCUCCUUCUUACUAUAUCCACUUCCAUUUUCCCAUUUGCUAUACUUGCCUGGAAUCAGUCUACAGGAUUUGUAUGUGCUUACUAUGUGCUUCGUAUAAUAUCUUUUAUUCUAAGUCAAGGGAGUAUUUUCUGCAUUGCUAUUGCUUAUACGGCGGAUGUUGUUGAAGAGAAUAAGAGGGCAGCAGCUUUUAGUUGGAUAACAGGCCUUUGUGCUGCUUCGCAUGUCUUGGGAAAUCUUCUGGCACUUUUUCUCCCAGAAAAGUACAUUUUUCCUGUUUCAAUAGCUCUCUUGAUCUUUUGUCCAGUUUAUAUGCAACUCUUUCUGGUUGAGACGGUUAAGCUGGCUCCAAAGAGGGACCAAGAUUCAGCUUGCUUGACUACGCCAAUCAAAAUUAUCCAGAAACGAUACAAAUCAAUGAAAGAUGCUGCUACAAUAGUUAUGAGCAGUCCUACAUUAAGGGGCAUAUCUCUGGUUUCUUUCUUCUUUGAGUUGGGAAAGUCUGGCAUCAACUUUGUCUUAAUGUACUAUCUGAAGGCAGUUUUUGGUUUUGACAAAAAUGAGUUCUCAGAAAUUCUGAUGCUCGUGGGAUUUGGUUCAAUUAUUUCACAGAUGUUGGUGCUUCCACUAAUAAAUCCAUUGGUUGGAGAGAAGGUGAUAUUGUGCAUAGGAAUACUUGCAUCAAUAGCUUAUGCAUUAUUCAAUGGCCUUGCAUGGGCGCCAUGGGUACCAUUCAUGGCUGCCACAUUUAAAGUGGUAGUUGUCCUUGUAAGACCUGCUACUUAUGCCAUUAUUUCAAGAGCAUCGAGCUCAAACGAUCAGGGAAAAGCACAAGGAUUUGUGGCUGGUGUGGAAUCAUUAUCAAGUUUGUUAUCACCACUUGUAAUGAGUCCAUUGACUUCAUGGUUCUUAUCUAGUAGUGCUCCUUUCAACUGCAAAGGUUUCAGUAUUAUAUGCGCAUCUAUAUGCAUGAUGAUUUCUUUAUGUUUUGCUUUCCUGCUUGAACCUGGGGCACCUUCAAGCAAUAAUUCAGAGGAUGACAUUGAAUCACCAUUGCUAAGUGAGAGUUGACUGUUUGUCUCGAGCUGAUAUAAAUAUUUGGGGUCCCUUGCAUAUAGUAAUGUUGUAAUUGUAUUAGAGCAAACAAGCUUCCAAUGUGUUUGUCUUUCAGAAACUUCUCUUAAACUUUAUACACCCUUGAGCUGCUGAGGAUGACAUUGAAGCUUUACCUCCAAGUGAUAUAGUUCGUUGUUGUUUUUCCCAA